Gastrolobium bilobum is the source of this 1958-nucleotide messenger RNA. RefSeq names its product violaxanthin de-epoxidase, chloroplastic. Gene Ontology annotation, biological process: xanthophyll cycle. Lineage: Eukaryota; Viridiplantae; Streptophyta; Magnoliopsida; Fabales; Fabaceae. The coding region runs from base 29 to 1630 and encodes 533 amino acids. The transcript is spliced from 2 exons. Gene Ontology annotation, molecular function: violaxanthin de-epoxidase activity. The record is from RefSeq and is a predicted model, not a curated record.
UGAGUGGUUGUCUGUUCUCCUAGUUUUGAUGUCUCUGCAAGUUCAUAUUAAUCUUCUGACACCGCUUCGAAGGAUUGGUUUUGUUCAUAACGCAAACUGUUUCCCUUUUCAUUUUCACCAUGCCGGAACCUCUACCUUACUCUCUUUUCCCUCUUUACCACCACACACCAAUUUUUGCUUUCGUCCAUCAACAACCGUCAUCUCCGCCAUGACGGCUGAGCAGCCACCUGAGCCUCCAUUGAGGAUGGUGGCUGUUUUUGGCCAUGGAACAGUCAGCCCUCUCAAGUCUGCAUCCUGGGAAGAAGUUAUGCUUCACACUGCAAAAAGAUUGAAAUGGGUUGAUGAAGGAUAUGAACUUCUUGUAUUUACUGAUGAAUGUAUUCAAUCUAAUGGACAAAUGGCCAUGAAACUCCAGAGAGAAUUACUAACGGCUGAUAUAUUGGUUAUUGUUGCUGUUACAAACAAAGAAUCAAUCAAGUGGAUUGAAAUCAACAGCCAAAGUAUUGAAAAUGUAAUAUGCUUUGACUCUUCACCAGAUUUGAAGAACAAAUUAGGAGGCUAUGAUGUUCACAGUGAAGUGAGAGGAAAUAUAUUUGGAAAUCUGUUGGGAAAUUCUCAUUUAGAUAAAACUAAAGAGUCAUAUGAAGUAGUGAGAACUGUAUCUGAAGCAUGGGAUCGACAUAGUUCUGAUGACAUAAGGUUCUGUUUGCUGGUGCUAAUCAAUGCUUAUAUAAGACCAGUUCCAGUGUUGAAGAACUUGAGAGCAAAGGGUUUUUCUACCCUGAACUGUAUGUUGAGGAACUGUGGUCGUCAGGUACUUAACUGCUUGUUGGAUCCCAAUUGUAGAAAAGCUCUUCAAUGCUUGAAUCAGUGUAGCCCUGUUGAUCAAGUAUGUAACUAUCGAUGUAUUGCUUCAUAUGAAAGUGAAAUUUUAGAAGCCUUUUCACUUUGUGUAUUACAGAAAAACAACUGUCUUGAGUUGGAAGCAGAAGUCCCUGACAAGCCAUAUGUGCCGUCAAUGGUUAAGUUUCGGGGGCAGAACUUAAGUUAUGAAAUGGCAGAAGAUUUGUUUGUAGGUUGGUUGGGGAGUCUGCAAUGGAGCUGGCGGGUUUUAGCAGGGCAGAAUCCAGCAUAUGAUCAAUUUCCAUGCCAAUACCAGCUAUUCUAUAGGGGAAAGGCAAAAGGGUCAUUUUGGUAUGAACCAGUAUUUCAGGUAAAAACAUUAGAAGGCCAAAUGGUAUGGAGGAGGAGAAAAUAUAGGGUUAAAAGGGGUAAGAUACCUGGUACAUUCUAUUUCAGUGUAUUAGAUAAUGGAGUUGUUUCAAAUGAGUUUUGGACAAUUGUGGAUGUAGCUGAUGAUCUUAGUUGGGGUUUGUUCCACUAUCAUGGAGCUGCUCGAGCUGCAGGACAGUCUUAUACUGGGGCAGUACUUGUUAGUCCAGAUGGAGCAUUUCCAAAUGAGAGAGAGCGGACAAGAAUAGUUGGUGCACUAGAGAAAUGUGGGAUUAAAGAGUGGGAGCUAUACUUUGUUGACAAUUGUUCAUGCAUAGAUCCUCCUUUGGGAAUUCCAGAGGGUUCAAGUUUACAUGCUAUAGUCCAUAUUGAUGAUCCAAAUUGGAUUCCCGUCUGAUUGAUUGUUAGUGCCCGAAACAUAUAAGAAUUUGUAAUAUUCUCGUUCUGGUUACAUCCGGCAUAUCUCUAGGUUCAAUGUUUAAUGCAAAUUAGAUUUAUUCUGUUGCUGCUCACUGUCGCGAAGUUGCUGAGUUGAAAUCACCUGGUUGCCAGUGCCUAUGAAGGAAACAUGUAUAUCAUAUAGUUCUAGGUUGCAUGUUGAAACGUGAUUCGUAGAUUGGAAGAGGGGAACUAAAGUUUACCUCGAUUAUGUGAAACGAACAGAUUCAAGCAUGUAUGUUUUAUAAAAAAUGAAGUAUCAUUAUUGACUUUCUAUAUGAAUAUCU